Messenger RNA from Amphimedon queenslandica, 4462 nucleotides. RefSeq lists its product as uncharacterized. The transcript has 22 exons. Gene Ontology annotation, biological process: protein import into peroxisome matrix. The record is from RefSeq and is a predicted model, not a curated record. Gene Ontology annotation, molecular function: ATP binding; ATP hydrolysis activity. NCBI's taxonomy places the organism in Eukaryota, Metazoa, Porifera, Demospongiae, Haplosclerida, Niphatidae. The coding region runs from base 68 to 4354 and encodes 1428 amino acids. Gene Ontology annotation, cellular component: peroxisome; peroxisomal membrane; cytosol.
UUGGGUGGGACUAGCUAGUAGCUAUAAGAUGGCCGCCUAAUUGGAAGAGGAUAGUUCAGAGUUGGUGAUGGCUCAGAGACGGAAGGCAAAGCUAUACUUUGGCAAACACAGUGACUGUUUUGUACACGGUUUGCCACGAGAAUGGAUAACCUGGCUGAAGCCAUCAUCAGUGGAUGACUUGCAUUUAGUCAGAAUAGUGUUUCCAGAUAGUACCAGCCUAAUGGCUAGCUUCUCAAAACGGCCAGCUCUGCCUUCAAGCAUAAGAAAGUCAAGCAGCAGUGAAAGUGAAUAUCUUGAGAUUGACAUUGAAUAUGCAUCAUGUCUUAAAAUAAAAGAAGGGCAAAUGGUUACAGUUGAGUGUAUUCCCGAUAUACCUGUGUGUAAGAAGAUUAAUGCUGUACCAGUUAAUGACAAUGAUUAUGAGAUACUGGAGUGCAAUAGAGAAACUAUUGAAUAUGAAAUGCUAAAUCAAAUUCGGAUUGUAUCUACUAAGUUUCCUUUUCCAAUAUGGAUCAAUAACCAGCCAAUACGUCUCAAACUAAGCUCUUCCAGUGAUUCUCAAUCUCCUUCAUGGCUAUUGCUAGCUAAAGAUGCAUUUGUCAAUCUUCAUAUCACACCAGCCAAUACUCCUGCCUCUCCUCUCCCUCCUGAUAGAUCAGAGAGCUCACUCUCAGAGGAAAGCAACCAGUCAGUCCAGAGCCAGCAGCCAUCCUUCACUAAAAAUAAUCGACCAUUCCGUCACAGACUAACAACUAGUGAUGGUAACAUCUCGACUGUUAACCUCUGUAACACGAUAGAUAGGUUUGAUAGUCUCUCGACUAAUGACGGUGACCUUGAAAGAGAAGAGGAAGAUGAAGGCCUAGUGAAGUUUUUGAGUAGUAGUAUCAAUGCUUUUGGCUCGUGGCUUCAGAGGAAUAAGAGUCCUGACUCUAUGACCUCAGGGACAGGUCCCUCCUCUGAGCUCCACUCUCGCUCUUCUCAUCUUAGCUUGGGCUCUCCACAGGAUGGGGAUAGGCCUCCAUUAUCACAGAGAUCACUGUCACCUUCUCGUUCGUAUACUUCUAAUCCUACAGGAGGAGGUGGCAGUGGUGGCGGUGGGCAUGGACAUAUAAAGCAACAUUCUUGGUCGGGUCAGUCUGAUUUUGAGCUACAUGUACCAGAUUAUCCUCCCGUUUCGUCUCUCCCACUUUCGCUCUCUGUGAGAGUCCAGACUCUUAAACCUGACCUGGCCCACAAGAUAUGGGGACAAGACAAUGUGUAUGAUGUAUAUGUGAACCCUCUCUCUGUCCCUCACCAUCACAACUUGACUAAUAACUCUUUUCUCGUUCGACUAACUCUUUGUACUCCUCCUCCUGCCCCAAAGUCCAACAGCAACAACGGCACUACUGCUACCAGUAAAGAGAAGCAGACAGUGCCAGAGCAGUCAACUAACAAUGCCUCUUCUACUAGUCUAGUAAGCAACAAGAGUAGCAUCUUAGAGCGGCUAUCAAAUCUAAUUCCGGAAAGAAACACACCCUCUCCUACUCUAUCAGCUUCCGCAUUACCCGUGGUACCUCCUCCAUCAGAAGCCUCCACCACUAGUAACUACUACUGUACUACUGUCAUUGCUCAUAUGCACCUUGUUACUCAUAUACCUUCUGAGCAGAGGAAGCUUUCAAUACUCAGUCACACUAUUGAGGAAGUCUCCCAGUCUCGCGAGGCAAGUAAUUCACCGGCUCACAGUCCAGCAUCUGUUAAGAAAGACUCAAUGGUUAAGAGGAUUGGUGGGAUACCUGUACUGCCUGGUCAUGUUGUUCUUGGUAGUCUCCUGUGUCAGCAGUUAGGGGCUAGUGCUCACUCUUAUGUACUCAUUGAGGAAGUAAAUAAGGAUUGGAGGGUUGAUGUGAAAAGGAACAAGAUUUCGGUUACUUUAGAUCUCUUGGCACCUUUUAAAUUUAGACCAAUGCAUCGUGACGUACUGAGGAGUUUCAAGGAAUGGGUUGGAGUUUGUAGCAGGAACAAAUUCAACUGCUUUUUUACGGAUAAUAUGGUUGUACCACUUCACUUUAAGCCAAAAGCCCCUGAAGCGUUAUAUUCAUCAUCUAUUGUGAUGCAUUUCCGUAUAACAUGUAAAAUAGAGAAGCCUAUAGUUCCAGUUCAAGAGACUCCCAUCAAGGUAUUCCAGUUGAGCACUCAAGACAUAAAGACUGAGAACUCUCGUCGUGUUGAGAUCAAGUAUUACAGUACUCAUAAUAGUGAUGCUAAUGGAAUCGUGGGAACUUUAAUGCCUUUUGAUGAAACACCUUCUGAGAUUGAUACCAUCAGAAUGGAUAGAUUUGGUGCUAUAGAGGAGCUACUCCAUGACUGCUAUUCACAUUUGAUGGAGGUGUACUCUCAGAGGAGACACUCCUCUCUCCUGAUAUGUGGUACAGGAGGAGGGGGCAGUGCUGGUACUGUGAGUGGGUGUGGCAAGACCUCUCUUUCUAUGCUACUCUGUAAAGCAAUAUCAAAAUCAAUAUGGCAGUUUCAUGUUAUAAUAUUGGACUGCACUUUGUUAAGAGGUAAAAGAGUAGAUAAGAUUAAGAAGCGUCUCUCUGGCAUAGUAAGAGAAGCCAGAGGCCACCAGCCCUCAGUGAUACUCUUAGAUGAUUUGGAUGAGAUUGCACGUCACAUUAAUGAUGCACAGAAGGAAGCAUCUGGUGAAGCACUGGCUAAUACAAAGAAUGCACAAGUUAUAUUAGACUUCCUAACAGAAAUGAGAUCAUCUUGUCACUGCUUGAUAAUAGCAACUUCAUCCAGCAGGCAAUCCCUCCAUCCAUCACUCCUUCAGUUCAGAGGGAGACACUUAUUUCAUGUCGUUGAGAUGAAGCCGCCUAAUCUGAAUCAACGCAUAGAAAUACUCCAAGCAAUAAUGAGGGAUUAUUCAAAGCAACCUUUGCUGUCACCUGAUGAUUUUAGGAUCAUUGCAUUAAGAACUGAAGGUUUUCAAGUGAAGGACCUCUCAGUAUUAGUGGACCGAGCUUUGAGUGUCUCACAGCAGAGAGCUAUACACAGUACUGUCACUAAACAAUACGAAAAUAAAAGGUUGAGCUUAGUGGAUCCUGAGCAGCAGUUCCUGGGCACUGCAAAGAAGAAGGACUCUUCUGCAACUGUUGUAGCAGGAAGUUUUAAGAGAGAAAGCUCUGUUUAUGGAACUGAUGUAAAACUUGAUGAUUUUAUUUCUGUUCUUGAGAACUACUUACCAGCUGCACUGAAGGGACUAUCACUUCACUCCAGAGGAAAAAUUAAUUUUAAAAGAGUCGGUGGCCUGACAGAAGCUAAGAAGACACUAACUGAAACAAUGCUGUGGCCUUCUAAAUAUCCAAAACUUUUUAAAGCUUGCCCCAUAAAGCAGCAUGCUGGAGUUUUGCUGUAUGGAGCUCCUGGGACUGGUAAAACACUAUUAGCUGAAGCACUGGCUAAUGAAUUCUGUCUUAAUUUUGUUAGCAUAAAAGGUCCUGAAUUAUUAAAUAAAUACAUUGGAGCCAGUGAGCAGGCAGUGCGUGAUCUGUUUUCAAAGGCACAGGCAGCUCAACCUUGUAUCUUGUUCUUUGAUGAGUUUGACUCAUUAGCUCCACAACGGGGUCAUGAUCGAACAGGAGUAACUGAUAGAGUUGUUAAUCAAUUGCUAACAGAGUUAGAUGGAGUAGAAUCAACACAAGGUGUGUAUGUACUGGCAGCUAGCAGUAGACCUGAUCUAAUUGAUCCAGCUCUACUGAGACCUGGAAGAAUCGACAAGAUAUUGUUUUGUAGUGUACCAGUGGAUGAGGUUGUAAGACAUCAAAUACUAGCAGCGUUGAGCCAUGAGCUCUCUCUCUCAAAAGAUGUGGAUAUGAUGAAAAUAGCAAAAGCUACCAAAAACUUUACAGGAGCUGAUCUAAAGGCAUUGUUGUAUAAUGCUCAGCUUCUCUCGGUGCACAGAUCACUGGGUGAUACUAUCCAUAGUGGUAAAACAACGGAUCAUCAGUCUGUAGUAGAAACAAACAUGUUUGGCAGUCACCAGCAAUCCAAUCCUUUGAAAGUUUGGCAGUUUAAGUCUGGGCUUGGUAAAGAUGGUGGUAAUAGUCUCCAAAGUGUGUCUGAAGUUAAUUCCGAGUCUGGAGUCAUACCAGAUCAGGUCAAGAAGCUUCUUAACAGAGAGAGUGACAACACACUAAAAGGCAAAGAGAAAUUGUCUAGGUCAUGCAGUGUUACCCAAUCGGAUUUAGAGGAGUCACUAGUGAAAGCUAGUCCAUCACUCUCUCCUGAAGAGAGAUUCAAAUACGAAACAAUUUACGAGAAAUUUAAGAAAGGAAAGACAAUUGAGAAACCAAACCAGCAUACAACUUUAGCAUAACAUUUUAGUAACUUCAUUAAUAGAGAAUUUAACCUUUUAUUUCCUUGUUCAAAUAAUUUAUUAAUUUUACUUACACAAAAAAAAGUAUUUUCCACCAGUACCAUACAG